GCGUGGCGUCCCAUUUCUUGGAAACCCUCCACCGCGCCACACCAGCAACUCUGUGAUGGCGUCUAUGACCGUUUCUCCAUGCCCCCCUCGUGAGUCCUUGAAGCGAACUCGCAUGGUGACGUCACCCAUCGACUCCGGCUUCCCUGUGCUGAGCGAGGACGCAUCGCGAAUGAUCAAACGGCGCUGCUUUCCGCAGGUCGCCCCAUCCGAGGACGACCUGCCCAAGUAUUCGCAGCGGCAAUUCGAGUACAUGGAACAGGCGAAACACGCGGACUUAAACCGACUAAGAACCGAAUGUGAACAAAUCCUCUUGCGCAAAGAGAAAGACAUGCAGGAGAUGCGCGUGGAAUUUGACCGCCUGCGAGAGAUGUGCAUGGGACAAGCAAAGGAAUUUGAAAAGAUCCAAGCUGAAAACAAGAUCCUUCGACGUGCGGUGACCAUCCAAAAUCAACAGAAGGAAGAGGCGACACAGGAGAAUGUUGCGCUGAAGCAACUCGCCCACCAAGCCGCCGACCACAUCAAGCGCCUCGAGCAAACGAACUACGCCCUGCGCGUCCAUCUUCACACCAGCAGCGCCGGUGGCGCGGCCGCGUCGAGCCAUUUCUCGUCCGACGUGUACUAAUCCACCAACCACCACGCGCACCCGCCUAACGUUUUCGGUGUCCAUCACCCCGUCGCUGCCAUCCCCUAUUAUAUAUUUCGCCUGAACUCACUCAGCCCUAUCCACUCAACUGUAUCACUCAUAUUAACGAAAGAAUUUUCAUCACA
Molecule: messenger RNA, 768 nt
Organism: Aphanomyces astaci
Lineage: Eukaryota; Oomycota; Saprolegniomycetes; Saprolegniales; Verrucalvaceae
Exons: 2
Coding region: 56-622 (188 amino acids)
Source: RefSeq, a predicted model, not a curated record